AUGCAUUUAACUGAAUAUUCCCUUUAUUUAUUUAUUUUUGUUCAAUGUGACAAACUGAUAAUUACUUAUGUAAAAUUGCAGAUUUGUUGCAUGGUGAUAAGAGUUAACCUAGACUGCAGUGGUUGCUGCAGGAAAAUGAGGAGGAUUCUUCUAAACAUGAAAGAGGUAGAGUCACAUGCCAUUGACAAGCAACAAUGCAAAGUAAUGGUUUGUGGAAGAAUAAGACCAUCAGAUGUGGCGAUAAAAGUGAGGAAGAAGAUGAACCGUAGAGUUGAAAUACUGGAAAUUCAAGAGCUGAAUGAGGGAAACGAACAAGAAGAUCAACAGUAACCCUUGAACAGUGGCUAAUUAUAGUCAUGUCAUGUUUGUGUCAUCUUACAACAGAGCCAGUCGCAGCAUUCCCUUUGAAAUUAAGCCUUGGCAGUAAUUGGUUUUGCAUGCAAGCUUGGAGAAAAUAACAUGGUGUUGAUUAUAAAGAAAAACAGGAAUUGAUUUCUAUAUUUGUUCAAUUAUGAUGAAGUCAGAGAUGAAGGGAACAGUUAGAUAUGUGAUUUGUAUUAGAAAUUUAAUUUUUAGUAAGCUGUAAAGAUGAUUGUACCACAGAAUUCAGAAGACUAGUAUUCCAAUUAGUAUUAAUAUAAAAGGCACAUAUACA
Messenger RNA from Mangifera indica (mango), 655 nucleotides. RefSeq names its product heavy metal-associated isoprenylated plant protein 26. Bases 1 to 330 code for a protein of 109 amino acids. The transcript has 3 exons. The record is from RefSeq and is a predicted model, not a curated record. NCBI's taxonomy places the organism in Eukaryota, Viridiplantae, Streptophyta, Magnoliopsida, Sapindales, Anacardiaceae. Gene Ontology annotation, molecular function: metal ion binding.